This is a messenger RNA of Archocentrus centrarchus (flier cichlid), 2053 nucleotides long. Its product is annotated as heterogeneous nuclear ribonucleoprotein H. Lineage: Eukaryota; Metazoa; Chordata; Actinopteri; Cichliformes; Cichlidae. Gene Ontology annotation, molecular function: RNA binding. The record is from RefSeq and is a predicted model, not a curated record. The transcript has 11 exons. The coding region runs from base 152 to 1285 and encodes 377 amino acids.
AUGAGGCGCGCCGAUUUGGUGUUCCUGAAGGUGGGGGAUGGCUAGAGGAUUCUGGCAACUGAGUAGAGAGUUUCAGGCGCACCACGCAGGUUUUGAUAGCACAUACUCCGGCGUGUUGCAUCUGCGUUCGUAUCAGGGAUCGUGACCAGUCAUGGCUGAUGAGGGAUAUGUAGUGCGAAUCCGGGGACUUCCUUGGUCCUGUUCAGUGGAUGAAGUACAGAGGUUUUUCUCAGACUGCAAAAUCAUGAACAACGGAGGAGGCAUCCAUUUCACAUACACAAGAGAGGGGCGUCCCAGCGGAGAGGCAUUUGUCGAAUUUGAGACAGAAGAAGACCUGAAGAUCGCAGUGAAAAAGGACAGAGAAACUAUGGGUCACAGAUAUGUAGAGGUGUUUAAAUCAAACAAUGUGGAGAUGGACUGGGUCAUGAAGCACACUGGCCCAAACUGUCCAGAGACGACAGGGGAUGGCCUUGUGCGGCUUCGGGGCCUUCCCUUCGGGUGCAGCAAGGAGGAGAUCGUACAGUUUUUCUCAGGGUUGGAAAUCGUGCCAAAUGGGAUAACAUUGCCGGUGGACAUCCAGGGGAGGAGUACGGGGGAGGCCUUCGUGCAGUUUGCUUCACAGGAUAUAGCUGAAAAGGCUCUAAAGAAACACAAGGAAAGAAUAGGGCACAGGUACAUUGAGAUCUUCAAGAGUAGCCGUGCUGAGGUCCGGACCCAUUACGAACCCCAGAGGAAGCCUAUGGGUAUGCAGAGACCCGGCCCCUACGACCGGCCCUCUGGUGGUCGCGGCUACAACAUGAUGGGCCGAGGGGGAUCCUAUGACAGAAUGCGUCGAGGAGGCUACGGAGGAGGUGUAUCAGAUGGACGGUAUGGCGAUGGCGGCUCUUCCUUUCAGAGCACAACAGGCCACUGUGUACAUAUGAGGGGCCUGCCAUACAGAGCCACAGAAACAGACAUCUACAAUUUCUUUUCACCUUUGAAUCCAGUGCGGGUCCAUAUUGAGAUCGGCCCAGACGGCAGGGUCACCGGGGAGGCAGAUGUAGAGUUCGCAACACACGAAGAUGCUGUAGCAGCCAUGUCCAAAGACAAAGCUAACAUGCAGCAUCGCUAUGUGGAGCUGUUUCUGAACUCAACAGCAGGUGGCAGUAAUGGAGCCUACAGCAGCCAGAUGAUGGGGGGCAUGGGGAGCCAGUCAUCUUAUAGUGGAGGACAGCUGAGCUCAGGGUACUCCGGUGGAUAUAGCAGCCAAGGAAAUAUGGGUGGCUACAGUGACUAUAUUAGGUAACCAGGGCGGAAUGGGAAGCAGUUACUAUGGCGGCGGUGGAGGAGGAAGCAGAGGCUCAAUGAAUGGACUGGGUGGGGGAUGGGGAAUGUAGUAUUUUGUUUUUUUUUCUCAAUUAGAUUUUUUUUUUUCUUAAGCAGCAUUUUGCUGAAAGGACUGGAAAUGCAAGUCUCCUAAUAAAUAGGAUAGGGGAUCUGGUGGGUUUUUUUGAGAAAACAAGGGGUAGGGGUUUGUAAUUUUUUUUUUUUUUUUUUUUUAAAGUGGGCAAUGUUCAGAGAGAAGUGAGCUCAUAUGUCGUCACAAUAAAUGUGUCCGAAGUGCUGUUUGUCUUCCCCACUCCUCACAGAUUUACAGAUGACAGAAACCGUGCUUUGAAUUUUCUUUUACCCAGAAGCGUGCCGUUUUGUUUUACCAUUCUUUAAACACAUGGCUAUUUCUCAAGGUUAACUCAUCCCGUGCCGGUGGAUUUAAUAAGUUUUAGUGUCUGAGUGCAUGAACCCAAACUGAAAACGUCUGGUAUCUUCUAAUGUUUGGACCUUGUUUCACCUUCUACAUAGUGUUAAGCUCAUUUUUUUAAAUUCCUGUUAACAUGGUCAGAGCAUGUUUUGUUUUCUUACGGUCUGACUGUUAGUGUUGUUUUUUUUCUUGAUGAGGGCUAUACUGAGAGCAAGUGAAUUCAAAUCUGCUACAUGAAGGUUUCUACUGCUUCAGAUGCUGUUUGUAUUUCCUGUGCACAAAGUGAAUAAACUAGUCUGGAAUAUCUAAUUGAAA